Trichomycterus rosablanca is the source of this 3501-nucleotide messenger RNA. It is a transcript of the gene gcc1, whose product is annotated as GRIP and coiled-coil domain containing 1. Gene Ontology annotation, cellular component: Golgi apparatus. The transcript has 3 exons. The record is from RefSeq and is a predicted model, not a curated record. Lineage: Eukaryota; Metazoa; Chordata; Actinopteri; Siluriformes; Trichomycteridae. The coding region runs from base 138 to 2495 and encodes 785 amino acids.
GUGAAACACCUCUGAUGUAAAACAUUUCUUUCCUCAUUUUUUGUAGAGACAAAAAGAGAAGAUACAAUUUGCAAUGAUACAGGUUUGUACAUCUUUCAGUUCUGAUAAUGAAACUACACUGAGUGUGAAUCCUCAACAUGGAGAAAUUUGGAAUGAGCUUCGGUGGAGGCCCAAGCAAAAAAGAGCUGCUUGACAUCAUUGAGACCCAGAAAAAGCAGCUUAUCCAGUACCAGACCCGUUUCAAAGACAUUGUCCAGGCUUAUAAGAGUUUACUGAAGGAGAAGGAGGCAUUGGAGGCUAGUCUGAAAGUCCUUACUGUAUCUCAGGAGGACUUGCACAAAGGCCUGCCUUCUGGUGGAAGCAAUGGCCCAACAGAGUGUCCAGUGCCCAGUGAGCUUGCUGAUGAUCACUGUUCAGUUCAUAGUGAAGACAGCCUGGAUACAGCAGCAUCUGUUGACACAGCCGCUGGUGUGAUUAGCAGCAAGACUAAGGGGGAUCCAGCAGAGGAAGAUCAGAACAGCCAUGGAGAAUGUCCCUCCUUAUUACAGCAGUCAGAAAAGGCAAGUGUAUUAGAUAAUCGUGUCCCCUCCAGUAGCAGUACAGCCAUGGAGCAAACUGUUGCAGAAUCAGACCGUCGUGUGAUCCAACUUAAAUCCCAGCUGGCUACUUUGACUAUGUCUCUGGCAACAGUUACACAGGAAAAAUCUAGGAUGGAGGCCUCCUUCCAAGCCGACAAGCGAAAAAUGAAGCAGGAGCUGGAUGAGGCACACAAAAAAAUGGAGGAAGCAUUUAAGCAACACCAGAAUGAGCUCCAGACUUUACAGGAACAGCUAGCAGAGAGCAGGGCACGUGUAAUCACACAGCAGCAUGAGCGUGAGCAGGAGCAAAGUGACCAUGCCCAUAUGCUUCGCGAGCUUCAGAAACUUUUGCAGGAGGAGAGGAGCCUAAGGCAAGAUGUUGAACUUAAGUUGGAGGAUGCAAGGGAAGCCUUAGUGGAAACAAUGCAGGCAGCAGACCGUGGGCUAGAUUAUGAGGAGCAAUUGAAAGCGGUAGCUCAAGAGUGUGAGGCACUGAGAAACAGUCUUGAGGCUGCAGACGCUGAGAGAAACGAGCCCAACCAGAGGGUGGUGAAACUUGAGCAAGAGAUUGCUGAUCUUAAGGCACACUUUAACCAACAGCUUCAGCAGGAAAUUCAGAAGGUUGCUCAAGCAGAAGAGGGCUUGCGAGAGCAGGCACAGCUGGAGGAGCGGCGAGUGGCCAGUCUUGAGGAGCGUGUUUCAGAGCUUUCAGAGCUGUUGGGUGCCUCCGAAAAGGCUAGGCAAAAGGAUCAGCAAAAUGCUCAAAGGCUACGUGAACGCAUUCUUCAGCUUGAUGCAGAGAAUAAGACUUUGGCUAUCGCUGCCAGUACUACCAGGACCUCUUCCUCUGACCUUGACAUUGAUGAAGCAAACCUGGAUGUAAACUCUCUAAGGAACAGGCUGGAGAAGGUAAAGAAGCUGUUGCAACUGGCUGCACAAAGGUCUCCAGACCAAAGUUUGGAAAUUGAAAAACUGCUAGAAGGUAAUACGGGGCAGGAUGGAGAGAAUGUCUCUGUGCAGUAUUACCAGCAAGAGCUGUGGCAGGUGAGGGAGGAAUUUGAGCGAUACAAGGUACGAGCACAGGUUGUCCUGAAGAACAAAAAUGCCAAAGACGGCACCCAGGCUAAGGAGCUCGAGGAGGCCCGUGACCAGCUGUCUGAACUAAAGGAGAAGUACAUAAACUUGCGUGUACAAUUAGAUGAAGCCGAGGUGAGGCACAAACAGGAGGCUGAGGAUCGCCAGCAAGCACUAAUUGCUGUUCAGCAGGCUCAUAAACAUGAUCUGGAAAAGCUGGAGGCUCAACACAGAGAAGACCUUCUGCACCUAGAGGGAGAGCUGCACAAGCAGAGGGAGCGCACCAUGGCCUUACUUGAAGAGAAGGACCUUGAGCUGGAAAAACUGCGAGUCUUUCGAAGCCAGAACAUAAGGGAUAUUGCAUUAGAGAGAGAAGUUGAAAGGGACCUCAAUGUAGAAAGUUGCAAUUCUGGGCUUGAAGAAUGUGAAACAAUUAGUGAAGCACUGAAGUUUGCUGGUUCAAAUGAGCCCACUUUGUUGUUGUAUGCUGAACAGCUGGCUCGAAAUGAGGUUGAAAUCUCCACUCUGCGCAAAAUGAAGCAUCGUCUGGAGGAAGACGUACAUCAACUACAAACCAAAUUAAUUUUUAAUGGAGAAAGGCACGAGGAAGAGGUGGCUAAGCUAAGGGCACAGCUGGAAAAGCAUAUGCGUGACAAAGGCAGAGAGGGAGCCAAUUUGGAAUACCUUAAGAAUGUCAUCUAUAGGUUCCUUACACUGCAGGACUCAAGAGGACGUCAGCAGACACUUACAGCCAUUCUGACCAUUCUGCACUUCAGCCCUCAAGAAAAACAGGCCAUUGUAAAGCAGCAUGUGCAGAGUUGGUGGACGCCUGGAAUUAGAUGAUAGACAGGUGGUAACAAAUAAAUCUUUAUGUCCAGGUAAAAAUCUUCUUAUUAAUUCAUAUACCAACAGUGCAAAUAUUUACACAUAAUGUGACAUUGUACUUGUAAGUAUAAAAAAAGAAUGUAUUUGUAAGCAACUGAUGUUACUGACGAUACUCAUGGUAAUACAUUUUAAUUUGUUUAUACUUAUAAAUACAAAUAAGAAACUAUGUAUUUAUAAGUACAAAAUCAAAUAACAUUGUGUGUAAAUUUAAGUGUAUAUAUGCACUGGAAAUAUUUAUAAAAACAAAAACAUUGAAGUAUGUGCCUCCACUUUCCACUGUGUUAUUUUACAGUAUGCGCCAGAAUGCUUUACUGCUGUUUAAAAUGCUGUCAUUGUUAUAGUUUCGUUGUACAGUAGUAAUUACAUUUUAGUCAUGAUUGUGACACAUUAUUAUCAACUAAUAUCUUUACUGUAGCUCUGUUUUUACUGUAACAGCUGACACAUAGUGUAUGUAUUUUAGCUAAUAAAACGAUUAAAAGCCACUGAACUGCUUUUUAAGAAUACGUAUUAGCAUAUUAAAGCAAAUUCAAUGUACUGAUCAUAUAAUGUGACUAGAAAUUAUUGUUUACGGUAGUUGGCCUAGCUUGCAAACAACUGUCAAGUACAUGUCAGCAGGGAAGGCAGAAUGCCAGCAAAUACCUCUAAGGAUGCCAGUUUAGCCUACACAUAAAGUGCUAUUUAGAAACAGUUCUAUCAUUACUAUCUUUUAGAAUAAAGGCUAAUCUUCUUACGGUUUACACAGAGAUCUAUAAACCUAAAGCCCUAAUUACUGACCCUAACAAUGUUGAUAAAAAAACAAACCUUAAUAUUACAUGUACACCAAAUAGGGGCACAGGUUUAAAUAUGCACCAUCCAUACAUAACUGUGAAGGCUUGGCCACCCCAUGUCUCUUACGUAAUUUUUAUUUUUUAUUUUAAGCUAUAGUCUUUCUGUCCCAUCUUGAUUACAUAUUGUAAUAAAGUGA